Messenger RNA from Leptonychotes weddellii (Weddell seal), 5958 nucleotides. It is a transcript of the gene RRP15, whose product is annotated as ribosomal RNA processing 15 homolog. Gene Ontology annotation, cellular component: preribosome, large subunit precursor. Lineage: Eukaryota; Metazoa; Chordata; Mammalia; Carnivora; Phocidae. Gene Ontology annotation, biological process: maturation of 5.8S rRNA; maturation of LSU-rRNA. The record is from RefSeq and is a predicted model, not a curated record.
CACCGGUCGCAACUCUUACUGGUCGCUUCCGGUGAGGAAACAUGGCCGCGGCCGUUCGGGACUCACGUGUGGGUGCAGGGAAAAAGCUGAAAAAUUCACUGAAGAAGAAGAAGAUGAAAAUGGUAGCCAGAGCAGUAUCUUCGGAGUUGGAAGAUGAGGGCAAAGACGCUGCCAACAGUGGAGGUUCUGUAAGAAGCUGUGGAUCAGAAAAGGAUGCCUUUUCUUCAGAUGAUGAAGCAGUGGAAGCUGACAAUGAAGAUGAAGUUGAACCGUGUGGCAAUGGAAAUGAACAUGCAGCUGAAGCUAGUGUUGGAACUAACGUGGGCUGGGCGGAUGCCAUGGCUAAAAUUCUUAACAAAAAAACUCCUAAAAGUAAACCCACUAUUCUGGUCAAAAACAGAGAGCUGGAAAAGGAAAAAGAAAAGUUAAAGCAAGAGAGACUAGAGAAGAGAAAACAGCUUGAUAAGAAGCGGGAAUGGGAAAUGAUGUGCAGAGUAAAGCCAGAUGUUGUCAAAGACAAAGAAACAGAGAGAAAUCUUCAGAGAAUUGCAACAAGAGGUGUGGUACAGUUAUUUAAUGCUGUUCAGAAGCACCAAAAGAACGUUGAUGAAAAGGUUAAAGAAGCUGGAAGCUCUAUCAGAAAACGUGCUAAGUUGAUAUCGACUGUUUCCAAGAAAGAUUUCAUCAGUGUUCUGAGAGGGAUGGAUGCAAGUACAAGUGAGAAAAGUUCGACUGGAAAGAACUUGAAAGCCAAACAGACUGAAAUGAAAUCAGAAGAGGGCCCUGGAUGGACAAUCUUACGUGAUGAUUUCAUGAUGGGAGCGUCCAUGAAAGACUGGGACAAAGAAAGUGAUGGUGCGGAUAACAGUGAGCCAGGGUCUGGGAGCAACUCGGAUACAUAAGAUUGUAGAGGAAACACAGCAUACAAUCAUUCUAUUUUUCCUAGAAAAAUACUUUGUGCUUUCAAAGGUCUGUGGCUCUGAAGCUAUCAUUUGUAGAAAGCCAAAAGACUUUUACUAUUACCAACUUUGGUGUUUUCUCUUUUCAUGAAAACUUUGUUAAAUUAGGUUUCUUAAACCUUGUAUAAUUUUAAGCAUUGUUUCUCAGACAUUUGUAAAAAGAAGUAUUUCUGCUUAACCAGCGAGAUGCACAUUUUGCCUGGAUCAUUAUAAGUUUACAUAUUGGUCAUGGAUAUUGGUAUUUUGUUUUAGUAUCACCAGUUUCUAGAAGUGCAGUGCUUUUCAUAAUUAAAAUGAACUCCUUGAAGUUAAUAUUUUUCAGCUUUCCAACUUACUGGUCCUAUGUGUUUGUGCUUUUGUGAGGGGAAUUUUUGGUAUUUGUUUUGGUGAGCUAUUGAGAAACCUAUGAAGUGAAAUUUAAAAUGAUAGUAUUUCUGAUUCAGGGUGAUAAUUUCAUUUUUAGAACUCCUGGUAAAUAAGAUUUAAGAAACACACCAAAUCUCUACUUUUCUAUUAUGUCCUUUUAUAUACUAAAACAUAUAUAAGUGUUACGUUAUUUUUGUAUGAGAAAUUUACUGAGGUAGAAAUUCUCAUGUUUAACUUAUGCAGUGAGGCAUAAUUUCUUAGAAAGCAUAUUUGACAUGUUUUAGGCUCUCCCCUCCCCCAGCUUUUCCCUAAUAUUUGAGUUAGCUUAAAUUCUCUUUUAUGGUUUGACUGGCCAGUGAAGUGAUAGAGUUAGACUGCAGGUAGUCUGCAUCAGAAUACUCCCAUCUGUUUGUAGAUUUGGUUCCUUAUUGUUCCCUUAAAGAUGAUUAAAUUGGGUGACUUAGUAUCUAGAUGUUAAACAAAAAGAAGUAAGACUGUUGAAUAUAAUUCCAAAAUUUCUUUGCGAAUAGGUCUAAGAUCUAAAGUUUAUAAAGGAAUUGUUUAAUAAAUGUGAUCUGUUCCUUUUAAAAAAGGGAUCCAUUCCUUUUCCCAUCUUUCCAUAAUAAAAAUCAUUCCCUUCUACUACUCAUUUGCACAUACUUGCAUCCUCCCCUCAAGCUUAUGCUGGAGCAGAGAUGUUUAUAUUUUCAAACCCAUUUGAGUGUUAACAAGUAUUACAUAUCCAAGGUUAAAUUAGUCCAUGGCCUGGUAUUUGUUAUCAUAAAGGAAGAUGCACACCUAAGAUAUCAAGUGAUAUAUUUUUGUAUUUAUCCCAACUUUUGAACUUCAGUGUUUUAUUAAAUUAUAGAACUACCAUUUUGUCAGGGUAAUAUAAAUAAAUGUGAACAAAUACUCCUUCAAAUAAUAAGAGGGCUAACUAUCACGGUAUAACUUAACACAGGUGAAUAUUUUAUUAUAACUGAACAUAUACAUAAUUUUGAAAAAGAAAAUUCUUUGAGCAGUUAAAAACUUUUUUCUCCCCAGAAUUAAAGAUUAUACUUCUUUUUUGCUCUUAAUCUUAUUCUGGAUCAUGUUAAAGCUUUGCAAAAUUCUUCUGAAUAGUACAUUUGAAUGACAGAAAUGGGUAAAUAACUUUUUAUUUACUAAAAUGUUUUUGAAACAUAAACUCACAUAGUUUUUGGUUUAAUUUAGAAAAAUUGGGCAAAAUUUUUUAACUGAAAAUAAGAAAGAGAACUUAUGCAGAUUUUCUUCUUUCAGAAAUUAUUUUAUUCCAAAAUAAAGACAAGUUGGCAGUAUAAGAAAAAAUUUUAUCACUUAUGUUAGAACACUGUAAAGCAUAUUCAAAGUACAUGAAAUAAUUUCUUUCAUAAAAAUGGGAUGUUUUAUAUGUAUUAGUAUUGCUGCAUCUUAGCUAUACACUAUGUAGGCAAAAUACCAUCACAUAUUAAUAUAAAUUCAAGGAUAAGCCUAUUAUUUUAGAAACUAAAUAUGUAUCUUGAGAUGAAUGUUUUAAAUAUUCUAGCUCUGUCACCUCUACCCUAAGUAUUUUACCUACAGCAUUUAAAUUCUUCUCACAUCAAUCAGAUAAAUCUGCAUCUAUUCUAUCUUCCUACAUUGUCUUUGAGUUAGGGAGAGACAAGAAAAAGAACCACAUUUCUAGAUCCUCCCUGCUUUAUCUCAAUAUAACAAUAUUUGGUUUUUAUUUUUGUUAACUAGAGUAAUAUAAUAAUAAAAAGGUUAUUUUUAUUUGUUUAGAAAGACUAUGGGAAAUGGUAACUAGUAACUAGGUAUUAUCCUGUCCCCUUAUCUGGAUAUUUAGGUGGCUGUGGUGAAUGUUCUCAAUAUUUAGCAUAGUUUAGUAUCGGUUAUUAGUUGUUUUUAGGCACUGAACUCUCAAAGUCAAAAUUAAUACCUGUUUUCGGCUGAAAACACUUAGAAUCAUCUUAGUAGUUUAGCACUUUAGCUUGGAGUCAGAGUACUGAAUUUAUUUUCAAAUUACUUAGAAUUCUACAUAGAUCAAGUAUUAUUCUACUCAUUGAAAAGCAUACCGUGGAAGCCCUUUAGAUGGAAUGGUCUGAAGGCUCACCUUCAGUACUCAGAGCUGAAAAUGACUCAGGAGGAGGUUCCGGAAGGUUUAUUUGAGGGUAAGUCCCAAGUUCUUUAAAAUAUUUUGUGUGUUUUACAAGGGAGUGAAAAGGGAAUGUUUAUAUUCCGGGAAACCUCUUAGGGCUCUUGGUCAUUGUGUUUUGCAUCUAUGAAUAGACUUAAUAUUCAGUGGCCACCAACUAUUCCUGCCUCCAGUACUGGUCUUCUGGCGGUGAGAAUACAGUACUUCAUUACAAAGCCAUUUGAUUACAGUCCAUAGAUGCCUAAAGACGUCCUACUUAAACAUAUAAUAGCCGAGACUUCCCAAGUUCAAAGUGUGAACAGAAGCAUAGACAAACUGAAGAUGUAAAUCGUGUUGCUAAGGAAUUAAAGAAUUUGUAAGGCCUAAGAGAAUUCCUGUAACGGAAACCCCAAAGGGUGUAAGUAUUUCUAUGGAAGAGAAAGGAGGAGGUCAAAUAAAUAAGGCAAUACUUCGGCAAACUUUGGAUAAUUUUUUUUGCUCCCUAUUUAUCUUUACUUAUUUUUUGUUAUUUUUAUCAUAGAUUUUAACCAAUCUAUGUGCUGAAAAGAGUCAUAAGUGAAAUGGGAUGGAAGUUUUAUUUCUUCAGGCUUUUUAAUGACUUUAGAGUACCAUUAUUGUGUUUAGGAUGUUGAUGUGUUUGUGCAACAUGAAUUUCACUUUUAAAAUAAACAUCUGAGGGGCACCUGGGUGGUGCAUUUGGUGGAGUGUCUGACUCUUGGUUUUGGAUCUUAGUGUUGUGAGAUCGAGCCCCGUGUUGGGCUCCACGCUCAGUGCAGGGCCUGCUUGGGAGACUCUCCGUUUCCCUCUCAAAUAAAUAAAUCUUUAAAAAAUAAUAAAAUAAACAUUUAAAAAAUUAGUAGAUAUAUUUUUGGACCUUUGUAAUUUCUUAAGAAAAGCCAUGUAUGUGUCUGUGUCUACAAUCUGUCUGCCUUAGCCUAGGUUGCUAUACCAGAAUAUCAUAGACUGGGUGGCUAAAACAACAAACUUUUCUCAUAGUUCUGUAGUAUGAUAAGUCCCACCAUUGAGGUGCCAGCAGAUUUGAUGUCUAGUGAGAGCCUUCUUUCUGGUUUGCAGACAGCUGACUUCUUGCUGUGUCUCCACUUGGGGAGGAGAGAGAUCAUCUUUCCUCAGUCUCUUUUAUAAGGGCACUAAUCCUGUUCAUGAGGGCUACACCCUUGUGACCUAAUUACCCUCCAAAGGGCUCCACUUGCAAAUUCCAUUACAUUGGGGAUUAGGGCUUUAAUGUAUGAAUUUGGGAAGACACAUAUUCAGUCUAUAGCAGUGUGUAAAAUAGCAGGUUGUACAUUCUCAACUUAGAUGUGACAUAACUACCAUUGUUUCUUUAAUUAAAAUUAGAAAGUGAAGUGAAGGAAGCAGAAUUCAUUUUGCUCUUUCCUUAAAUUCAUCUCUUAGGAUUAAUGUGCUGGUUGUGUCUGUUUGGUACAUUAGUGAUGGGUAGAGACUGUUAAGCCCUGCAGAUAUUUGCAGGGCAAGGAAACAGGGGUCUGAAUUUGGGCCAGCUGGAUAGCUGAAUCUUAGCGACUAUUGCAGCAAAGCUAGGCCUGGUGAACUUUUUCACCAGGGGAACUUUUCUGAAACUUGACUAAAUGUAUUAAUCAAGAAGACCUGUGAACAGAUUUGGAAGUAAGAUGGUCUUUGAAGUCCAUGAUAAGACAUUUAGAACCGUGAUUGACGUUUAACAAAAUACUAAAUUGUAAUGAAUCCAAUCAGAAAUUUAUAGAUGGAAGGUAUCUUCUAAUGCUUUUUAAAUAAUUUUAGAUUUUCUAAAGAGUGCUUUCUAGCUUAGAGAACCACAUGAAUAUUUUUCAUCCAGGCUACUAAGCAUAAUUUCAGGGAGUUACAGUUUUAGGCUUUUUAUCUAGAUGUGUGAUGAACCUUUUGUGCUCAGAAGAGGUAUCCUCAGAGACAGUUACAGAACAUGUUUUAUUUUGUCAAGAAUAACUAGUCCAGCACUGCUCACCUCUUCCCUCCUUUUCCCCCUCCCUCCAAUUGCAGGGGUACAUAUUGAGCUUUCUGUUAAAUGCUCUUUGUGAGCAGCGUUUACAACCAAGGAUGUAAGCAAGGAUGUGUGUUAAAGGAGUGAGCAUAAUUCCUUAUAACUUCAGUGUCCAAGUCAGUACUGUCCAAUAGGAUUGUGUUGCUGGAUACAUUGUAUCUCCACUGUCCAAUAUGGUAGCCCAAGUGGCUACCGAAUAUUUCAAAUGUGGCUAGUGAUACAAAGGAACAGAGUUUUAAAUCUUACUUAAUUUUAUACUUUAAAUUUUAAAAGCUACACGUGGCCAAUGGUGGUCUAUCUAACUGUGAAGAGAAUAAAAUUAGCGUAUAUUUAGUCUGAUAAUGUAUCAGUAAACUUUGAAAUCAUGUCUGUGAGUUCUUGUGAUAAACUUUUAUGGAUAUAAUUUAAGUAUAUACAAAUAUUGGUGUAAUUUUAUUGAUUAAAUCAUUGUCGAUUUCUCUUUUUCA